Molecule: messenger RNA, 1482 nt
Organism: Pseudovirgaria hyperparasitica
Lineage: Eukaryota; Fungi; Ascomycota; Dothideomycetes; Acrospermales; Acrospermaceae
Product: Clavaminate synthase-like protein
Exons: 3
Coding region: 1-1095 (364 amino acids)
Source: RefSeq, a predicted model, not a curated record
AUGUCUAUACUCGAAAAAAAGUCUGCGGUGACCGUAGAGCUGGACGCCCUGACUCAAGGCUCGAUACCAUUUACGACGUUGGAAGAGGCUUUCGGGCCCGAGAGUCUUGGCAUAAUCGUUGUCAAAGGUCUCCCAGAGAGAUUUCAAAGUUUGCGUCUACGAUUACUGUCAUAUUCUAGUUACCUGGCAAAUCUACCGGAGCAGAGCUUGAAACAGCUAGAGUCGCCCGACUCGCACUACCUCGUCGGAUGGUCACUUGGGAAAGAGAAAUUGAAGGACGGAGCAUAUGAUACUUUCAAAGGAUCUUACUACGUUAAUUGCGCGCCAUCGUUCUCGCAAGGAGAUACACAAACGUCACUGGCAACCAGGUACCCGACAUUUCCUGAGUACACUGCACCAAACGUCUGGCCAUCUGAAGACACUCUCCCUGGCUUUCGUGAAAGCUUCGAAGAACUGUGUACUUUAAUCAUCGAUGUCGCUGUAUUAGUUGCGCGUGCUUGUGAUCGAUAUGCAGAGAAAAAUAUCGAUGGCUACAAACCGGGCUACCUGGAGCACGUCGUGAACAGUAGUGUCAGCACAAAAGCCAGGCUUUUGCAUUACUUUCCUCCUCCGUCUGCCGACAAUAACAAAUCCGCCGACGAAGACGACUGGUGCGCAACUCAUGUUGAUCACGGCUGUCUGACCGGUCUGACCAGCGCCAUGUUCAUCGAUGAGGAUGCUUCAGUCCCUACGCUUUUAAGAGGCCUUUCUGAACUAAAUGAUAGGUCGCAUGUACCAAAAGACCUCACCGAACUCGCCCAAUCUCCUGAUCCGCAAGCUGGGCUCUAUAUCCAUUCGCGUAGCGGAGCUGUGACAAAAGUCGCGAUACCGAGAGACUGCCUUGCAUUCCAAACCGGAGAAGCACUGGAAAUCAUCACGAAAGGCAAAUUCAAAGCCGUCCCGCACUUUGUCCGAGGCGCCAAAGCGACUAAACAUACAGGCAGGGUGGCACGGAAUACUCUGGCAGUAUUCACACAGCCAAAUCUAUGGGAAAUGAUUGAUGAGAAGCGAAGUUUCGCAGAAUUUGCUAGAGAGAUUGUAGAAAGAAAUCACUGAUGUAGACGAUUUCAUGAUUGUUGCAGCUACCACAAUGUAUAUUAAUAUAGGUAACCACAACCUACAACAGUGGUGGGCGCAAGCACCCUUCGCUCUCUUAAUUAUAGCCUACCCGGAACCCUCCUAACCCGAUCCUAACCCGUACCCUCCUAAGAGGCUUCUUGAGGGUAGCUACGUAGGUGUGAGACCGAGAUUCUAAGCUAGGCUACUAAGAGACCUGGUGCUAGGUCUAAUCGUGGCUUUCGAGAAAAUGGGGAUGCUCGAUAUACUCCGGUGAUAAGAAAUGCUGACAGUACUGGGCCAGGGCCGCCAGACCUUAUUAUACAACAAAUACGCGGAUGGCCACUUUUUGUGCCUGAGGUGCACCCGCACUUCUUGGCUGUCUAC